AGGACACGAUUCCGGGUGUGUCAGCAUCAGGAUUGUCACGGUUGAAUCUACGCUGAGAAAAAGGCUAGAAACGCAAGAAAGACUGAACAAGCCGGAGGGCGAUCGAGCCUAAAAACAGUUACACGCAGCACAUAAUUCGAUUGUCCCGAUUUAUAAUAUUAGCACUUUGUAUUAUAUAUUAGCACUUUUACUUUCCCAAACCCCCUUACUGUACGGUGUACUUCUACAAAAUUGCGUAUGCCAGAUAUAAGUAAUACGCAUUAUAUGCUUAGAAAAAGGGAAAGCUAAGAAAAAGAGCAAAAGAGAUAGAAGGAAGGAAUCUAUCGUAUAUAACAUAGAGUUGUUGAAAGGAACAGAAAAAAAAAUGAACGAAACAUGUCCAUUUUAUACCGUUUCUAAUACGUUUCUAUCUGCAAUAGUUUUUAGGCAUAGCUUGAAUAGUAUUUAUCAGAAACUAAUUAUUGUUAGAAUGAAAAGAAUGAAGGCGAGAAUGAGAGAGAGGGGGGGUGUGUGUUUGUUAUACGGAGAUGUCGGUGAGGAAAGUACAAGAUUUAUUAAUCGAAAAGGAUCCUAAUGAUGAGAACAAUCUUGAAAAUGUUGCAGAACUCGUCUUGUUUAUACAAGUUAUAGGAAUCUUAUUGUAUUGCGGAUGAGCGACAUGAUUUAAUAUUGUGAUUUGUUACGGUAACAAGAAGGAAAUGUGCGUCAUAUCCAAUAAAUUCGAAACAGAACGUGAUUAAAUAUUACAUAAAUAAUAAGGCGAUAUAUGUCGAUCGAUUCUUUUUUUAAUUAUCGUGCGGUAAUUGUAAUGAUCGUCAUCUCGGUGGUGAUCUAAACGGUAACGAUAGUAGAGUUCCUACGGAGGAAGUACCGAUGCUGACGCCCACCGUCUCGACGCCGACUACAAGCAGUAGCCGGAGGAAGGGACCACAUAGCGAGCAGACUUGUUUGUGAACGAUGAGAAAUUUUUUGAAGCGGAGCUUUUGUACGAUGUCUUAAUCUGCGGUUUUGUAAUUUCCUUAUAAUAAAUUCACAUACGAAUUUCACACGCUAACAAAAUGUGUUUUAUCGUCUACGUCUUCGAUUUAAAGCGUUUGGUCCGUCCGUGACCCAUCGAAUGUAUUUCCGCGUUUUCGGUACAUAAGAUCUCGAGAAGACGAACAAACAGUCGAAACCCAACUUUUAAAGAGCUUGCAAGAAUCUUGUAAAAUUCUUAUAAGAUUCUUACAAGAAUAGAUCUUAACAAUAUCAAGAAAAGAAAAUUUUGCACGUCUUUUCGUACUCUCGAAGAAUUAAAUCACUAUUCAUUGAAUCGAUUUGGAGCUGAUGAAUUUUAUUUUUGUAAAUAAAUACUUAAUGCUUCGUGUUUACCGACUGUAUCUGCGACCAUAUGUUACAGAAACGAUAUUUUUUAUCUUGCGUGUGCUUCGAGAAGGCUCGAGUUCGUGUAUAAAAUGUUUGCGUGUAAAACGUAAGGUACGUGCGUGAUACAUGUGUAACUUUUUUCCAGCAACAAGAAUUUAUGAACGCUCUCGUGCUCACGAUUUUGUACUUUAUGAGAAAAAAGCUCGAGUGAUCUAGGAAUCACUAGUUUGUCAGAAAUAUGCACAAGCGACAUUGCGACAUAAUCUUUUGAAUUUUGAGUUUAGAGAAAAAUAUCAAUUUAAUGUGACAGAUUAAAAAUACGUCACUCUUGUUAGUGAUUUAGAUAAGCCAUAUUCGUACGUUCAGAUAAAAUUAAAUGCACGUUAGAAAUUAUGCAUUUUUUGUUAUUCGAAAUCAGCAGCACGAUCUUUCCCCUCUCCGAUUUUGCGUGGAUCAAUAGAUUUUCUUUCUGUAUUCUUAGUUAAGUCGAGUUAUUUAAUUUGCAGUGAUGAUGUUCGACGUACUUUUCAUAUUAUUUUGUAAUACUUGUAUGUAUGUCAUACGCAUAAUAAUAAUAAUCGUAUUGUGUAUGUAGUAGUGACGUUGAUGACUUUGUAGCGUCGUCGGGCACAUGGUGGAAGUAUACUUCCACCAUGGUUGGGCACUCAAUUCUUUUUUCGACAUCCUUUCAGAGUUUGCCGUUGCCCUUUGCUAAAAUUGAAGUUUUAAUUAUGAAUAAUUUAUAUACACGAACGCUAUGAAAUAAAGGGUUUUGUAAAUUUAUACCCACGACGACGUAUUUAAUUUCUGUAAAUAUUUCGCAUAUAAUUUUGAGCUAGCGUGAAGUUAUUUUACUUUUUUUUUGUAUGCGAUAUACUUUGAAAUGACAGAGAUUGAAUUCUAGACAAUUUCAGCGCUUAAUUAGAGUGCACAGAAGGGAUUAACCUUGCCAUCUUGUAAUUAUCUACGAUAUUGAAAAUAAGAGAAUGCAUCAAACACGAACUUUUCUAUGUCGGAUGACGAGUCGAUUGAUGAGGUACAACAGUAAUGUGAAGGUUUUCGUACGAAUUCUACAACUUGAAAAAUCGUGCGAUUCUUGCGCAAAGAUCAGUACGGAUGGUAAGACAAUAUAUGUGAGAUGGUUGCAAGAUAUGCAACGAAACAAACAGUCGGAACAUCCUAUUUAUUGGGCCUUCCAUAUUGAUGGGAUAUUUCAUGAGAUGUCCCAGAAUAAGGUGUACUGUGCUACUGCGAAAGAUCUCGUAGAAAAAGCUUUAAACGGUGUAAAUUGCGUACUGGUCGGCUAUGGACAAACAGGAUCCGGAAAAAGUUUCACGAUUGGCAAUCUCGGAAAUAAUUUGGAACAUAGAGGAAUAGUCUCGCGACUUUUAUCCGACGUGUUUAUGGAAAAGGCGAACCGAAGAAAAAUUAGUGACAUACGUUAUCGUUUAAGUUUCAUCGAGUUAAGAGGUAAAAACGUAGUCUUCUGACGCAAAAAUGAAGGAUUUAAGAAAAAUUACGAGUUUGUUUUUACGGAUCAAUAUUGGAUACAUAUCGUAGAGAUGGCUGGAACUGGUACGGUAGGAAAAUCGAGUCACUGGAAAACAGCAGUCGAUUUAGGUAUGGCGAAUUUAAUAAAAAUACAGCUGGAACAAUAUUUCCUGCAUCUUAGAAAACCAAGUAUGUGCACAUAUAGCGUUAUUCGCUCAAGUAAUUUGCUGAAGCUACUAAGAGAUGCGUUUACUGUCACAUCAAUCAUUCGCUUCAUAUCUCACGUGUGCAUCACGAAAGAAGAUCUCAAAAUCACUUUGUCGACCAUACGACUGACUGCUAAAAUCGCAAAACUGAAACCGAUCAAGACGAUACGUGACAUCCAGCCACGGACAGAAUUAAUCGUGCAGCAAUUACGAGAGCAAGUAAACAUAUUGAAGAAGGAAUUAGAGUUGAAUGAUAUGUUUUUACAUCAAGAGAUACUACCAAACAUCUCAAAAUCUAGACUCGAGCAGAUCAGCCGAGACGUUAUAAAUUUUUUAUUCACUUCAGAAUUAACACUUUUUAAUAUUACUCAGGCACGAAUAUUAGUAAACGUCGUCAAACAAUUAUACGACAAGUUCGUUCCCUUGAUAUUGUGCAUACUUGAUCAGAGUUCUAAUUUAAAUUUAUGUAUCUUAAUUAUAUUUUAA
This is a messenger RNA of Trachymyrmex cornetzi, 3548 nucleotides long. RefSeq names its product kinesin-like protein Nod. The record is from RefSeq and is a predicted model, not a curated record. Gene Ontology annotation, molecular function: microtubule motor activity; microtubule binding; ATP binding. Gene Ontology annotation, cellular component: kinesin complex; microtubule. Lineage: Eukaryota; Metazoa; Arthropoda; Insecta; Hymenoptera; Formicidae. Gene Ontology annotation, biological process: microtubule-based movement.